Enterobius vermicularis (human pinworm) is the source of this 1698-nucleotide messenger RNA. Lineage: Eukaryota; Metazoa; Nematoda; Chromadorea; Rhabditida; Oxyuridae. The record is from the annotation of a GenBank genome assembly.
AUGCCUGAAAAGAUUAGCCGGACAGAAUCACCAGAAGUUGAGACAAAAGUGGAAUGUCCACCAUCGAUACCAGCCGCAACAUUCCCGUUCUAUUUUGAUCAGUCAAUGAAAAUGACACAACUGUUUUUGGAACAACAAAAAAUGCUUCAUGAACGUCAAACAAUGGCGGCAACAUCGUCUGGUCAAAACGGUAAUUCUUUUUUUUUUUUUUCUUCUUACUCAUUUUACCACCGGUUCUCAACAGCAUCUUUAGCAACAACGCCUAGUGAACCAAGUUCGGUAUUAAAUUCACCAUUUGCAAUUGCUUCGUUAACAUCAAAAAAGGAUACGGUCAAAAAGGAAUGUGAUGCAAGCAAAGAGAAUCAAGAAAUUUCUAGCGACAGUUUUGUUGCAAAUGCAUCAAAAGUUACCCAACCACUGCGAUUAAGUGUUCACGAUCCGACUCCAUCUGUAUCGGAUGCCCAGGACUUGUCGACGCUAAAUGAUCACCAUUCACCGUCAUCCGGCAGUCCGGAUGAAAAUGGGAAACGUAAACAGCGCCGGUAUCGAACUACUUUUACAGCUUAUCAGCUGGAUGAGCUGGAAAAAGUUUUUGCCACCACUCAUUAUCCCGAUGUAUUUGUAAGAAUAGAAUUAUGGGAGGAAGAUGACGAAGGUGGUGGUGAUGGUGGUAGGGAAGAUGCAGUCAUCAGACGACCACUGAAUCAGCCAACGGAGGAAUUGGCACAACGAGUUGUACUUACUGAAGCCAGAGUUCAGGUAAUCUUUCCUGUUUCUUUUUUUUAUGCUUUGCUUUUGCUUCAUGAUAAUAUUUCAUUAGUUCUGCAUGGUGUUUUCGCUGUUAUUUAUUAUACGCCUUUGCUGGGCGUUUUGUAUACGAUGAAUCACUUGACGCCUUUACAGGUUUGGUUUCAAAAUCGACGAGCGAAAUGGCGUAAACAGGAACGAAGUAAUGCUGGACAUCCUUAUGCUAGCCACAACCAUCAUUUACCUCGUGCAACAAAUCCGUUAACACACCCAAAUCCCUAUGUACUGUUGGCCGCUGCUGCAGCACAACAAAGUGCAGAAAACGGUGAUGCUGCUGCGAUUAUGGCAGCAAUGUCCGCACAGCAACAAGCGCUCGCUGAAUCAAUGCUAAAUCCUGCAGCAGCAGCAUUGAUAAAUCCAACGUUAAUUGGAGCUGCAGCAGCGAACUCUGCAAUCACAUUACGUCCAAGUAGUGCCCAACAAAAUUCGUCCUGUAACAGCAGCUCUUCAGGUGGUGGUAGCAGUAGUGGUAAUGGUUUGGAGACAGCAUCGGCACGUCCAGCAUCAAGCAGUUCUGCAACCAGUCCAAAUACCUCGAAUAACAAUGUAUCGUCAUCAGAUUCAAAAUCAGCAGAUUCCAAUGCGGCAGCUCUGUCAUUGUCGGCAACAUUUUCGCCGUUCGUUACACCAAUCACAACAACUGCAGCUGCUGCAGCAGCCGGUGAUGCAUCGUUAAUGUUCUUCCAACAACAAAUUGCACUUAUGCAACAAAUGCAAAGGAUGGCUGCAAUGGAUAAUCUUGCAAAAUAUCCUGGAAUUUGGCCUGGUACAACGCAAAAUUCUGGUACAACAAAUUGGUCGGAUCCACAGAUGCUUUCAGCGUUUUUAGCGUCUAAUCAGUUGACCCAAACGACAUCAACAUCUACGCAGGAAAAUUCACUGAAAAAAUAA